This is a messenger RNA of Tuber melanosporum (Perigord truffle), 871 nucleotides long. RefSeq lists its product as uncharacterized. The transcript has a single exon. The record is from RefSeq and is a predicted model, not a curated record. Bases 542 to 871 code for a protein of 109 amino acids. NCBI's taxonomy places the organism in Eukaryota, Fungi, Ascomycota, Pezizomycetes, Pezizales, Tuberaceae.
CCCUUCCCUUCACCUAGGGUUAUUUUUCCCCUUCCGACCCAAGUUCCAUGUCCCAGAUGGCGCCGGGGGUUACAAUAAUGGUUGCGCUUAUAGUAUAUUGUACAGUACUCGAGUACAGUACAGUACUGUACUUGCACAGAAAUGGUUGUAGUGAUGCUCUCACCUUUUUUAUUUUUUAUUGACAUUAAAGUCUUGGGUCGACAUCAUAUCCAGGAAUCACAUCCAUCUUGAGGAAAGCCGAUCGACUGUUUUUGGUUGUUGUGGUAGGUAGGAGUGGUUGUGGCGGAAUCCAGCUACCAGUCCCCACACGUUUCAUGUGGGUUAGAUGGCCGUAUUCGUGACGACCAAACCACCUAGGUGGGGGGGGUAGGAAGGGAGUUACAUCUAGGGUACGACCGAGAUGGCUUCGCCUACUGGACUAGAGACCGGGAUGAGGGUGGAAAAGAAGAGCUGCAGGAGGAGGAGCUGCAGCCGGCACGGAUGAGGAGUGCGAUAUACUGUUUUUCCAUAGUUUUGCUUGGCUUUGCUUGGCUUUAUUGAUAUGAUACUUUUCUCUCCGGCUGGGCUGGGGGCGGUGUGGAGCGUGGAAGAGGACUUUUUUGAUUCAAAUACCAUACUCGAGUGCUUUAGUACCGCAUACGAACCCAGGACAUUCUCAUACCAGUCUUUAAUUUUUCUACUUUGCAUUCCUUGUACUUUUUUGGUUUCUUCUAUACUUUUGUAUCCAUUUUUUUCUUUCUUUUCAUGCUCUGGUUUUGGAAGGAUUUUCCUUCCUUUUUCUCUUUUGGUCAUGGCUCUUUCUCUCUCACACUCUGUCUCUUUUUCCCCUUUUUUACUUUUUUUAACCUUUUCAAUCUCGCUCCGCACUUGA